CAUAGCUAGGUAGGUAGUAAAUGUUUGUUAGUAUUCGCAGUCCUUCGACGCGGUCACCGCAAGACCACCUGUUUGUAGUUAUUUUAAUACUUGAUAUUUUUGCCGGCUCUGUGUUUUGAAAAUGGAGUUACUGACCACGGACGAUGGUAAAUACAGGAUCGAGUCCAUGAGUCCUGCUACGUUAGAAGGUGCUCUGAAUGUAGUAAGAGAAGAUUUCUUCCAAGAUGAAGCCGUUAGUAUUGGUGCUGGAAUAGACAAAGAUCCGGAAGCCGGAGAAGAGUUAAUAGAACUUUGCGUAGAUGCAGUGUUAGACGGACUAUCAUUGGUGGCCGUUGAAAUCGCGAGUGGAAAAGUGGUGUCAGUUGUUUUUAAUAAACUGCAGGAAGCACCAUCUGCAUCUUCGGGAAAGACAUUUUUCGAAACGUUUGCUGAGGAGCGCUGCAAGCGACCAGCCGCUAUUUCCCUGAUCGAUUUCAUGGUAGAUCUUGAUGCGAAGUGCAAUUAUUUUGAGAGGUACGGGGUUGACUGCCUCUGUGAACUGAUGUUUCUUGGCACUCUUCGCGAACACAGACGUAAAGGACUAGCUAAACUUCUCUGCAAAACCUCAGUAGAACAAGCGAAGAAGUUGAAAGAUAAACCUGCUACUCCACUGACAAUUGAGGAUCUUGGACCAAAAUAUGCUUUUAUGAAACCGAGGAAGCCAGUUACGAGGGUACCACAGCUGUGUACCGGGCUAUGGUCAGCGGUUGGUUCUAAGAAGAUAGGAAAGGAUUUGGGUUUCGAAGUGUUGCUCGUUGUGUCCUUGAAAGAUUAUAGUUUUGAAGGAAUACCUUAUUCAGACAGGGUAGGUGUUGUCACCACUUGUGAAGGAGCCGCACUGAAGAUUUGAUGAGUUAUUGUUGCGCAAGACAGUUUUGUGAUACACAAAAAUAUUAUAAAUAUUUUAAUUGUUGUUUAUAAUUAAAAAUGUUGUAUGAACAUUCA
Molecule: messenger RNA, 984 nt
Organism: Spodoptera frugiperda (fall armyworm)
Lineage: Eukaryota; Metazoa; Arthropoda; Insecta; Lepidoptera; Noctuidae
Exons: 5
Coding region: 122-889 (255 amino acids)
Molecular function (GO): N-acetyltransferase activity
Source: RefSeq, a predicted model, not a curated record